This is a messenger RNA of Anoplopoma fimbria (sablefish), 1393 nucleotides long. RefSeq names its product PCI domain-containing protein 2-like. Gene Ontology annotation, cellular component: transcription export complex 2. The record is from RefSeq and is a predicted model, not a curated record. NCBI's taxonomy places the organism in Eukaryota, Metazoa, Chordata, Actinopteri, Perciformes, Anoplopomatidae. Gene Ontology annotation, molecular function: RNA binding; double-stranded DNA binding. Gene Ontology annotation, biological process: transcription elongation by RNA polymerase II; poly(A)+ mRNA export from nucleus; post-transcriptional tethering of RNA polymerase II gene DNA at nuclear periphery. The transcript has 15 exons.
GAAGCAGACCUGCUGACCCGGAAGUUGUUUGUCGAACUGAAGAGGUUCAUCAGGACGGAGAGGAGCGGGACAGGUUGCAGAGCUGCAGCUGUCAUGGCUCACAUCACCAUCAACCAGUACCUGCAGCAGGUCUACGAGGCCAUCGACAGCCACGAGGGCUCCUUCUGCUCCGAGCUUCUCUCCUUCAAACACCCGCACGUCGUCAACCCCCGGCUGCAGCUGGCCAGUCCAGAAGAGAAAUGUCAGCAGCUUCUGGAGCCGCCGUACGACGAGAUGGUCGCCGCCCACCUCAGGUGUAUCUACGCCGUGUCAAACCACGACUUCGUUGAAGCCUACAAGUUCCAGACGCUCGUCGUUCAGUCCUUCCUGAGAGCCUUCCAGUCCCACAAAGAGGAGAACUGGUGAGUACAUGUGUGGCCGGUGAUGUUCGCUGUCACGCUGGAUCUCAGGAUAUUCGCCAACAACGCGGAGCAGCAGUUGCAGAAGAAGGGCAAAGGUCAGCCGGGGGAGAUGUUGGAGAAAGCAGCAGAACAGCUGAUGAGCUGCUUCAGAGUUUGUGCCAGCGACAAUCGAGCCGGCAUCGACGACUCAAAGAAGUGGGGCAUGAUGUUUCUGAGCAACCAGCUCUUCAAGAUCUACUUCAAGAUCAAUAAGCUUCACCUGUGUAAACCUCUGAUCAGAGCCAUCGACAGCUCCAACCUGAAGAACGACUACAGUCCGGCUCAGAAGGUCACCUACAAGUACUACGUGGGCCGCAAGGCCAUGUUCGACAGCGACUUCAAGCCAGCGGAGGAGUUCCUGUCGUACGCGUUCCAUCACUGUCAUCGUUCCAGUCAGAAGAACAAGAGGAUGAUCCUCAUCUACCUGCUGCCCGUCAAGAUGCUGCUGGGUCACAUGCCGACUCAUCAGCUCCUGAGGAAGUACGACCUCAUGCAGUUUGCCGACGUCACCAAAUCUGUGAGUGAGGGGAACCUGCUGCUGCUGAACGAAGCUCUGUCCAAACACGAGACCUUCUUCAUCCGCUGUGGGAUCUUCCUCAUCCUGGAGAAGCUGAAGAUCAUCACCUACAGGAACCUCUUCAAGAAAGUGUAUCUUCUUCUGAGGACUCACCAGCUUCCUCUGGACGCCUUCCUGGUGGCCAUGAAGAUGAUGCAGCUGGACGACGUGGACCUGGACGAGGUCCAGUGUAUCCUGGCCAACCUCAUCUACAUGGGUCACAUCAAAGGUUACAUCUCCCAUCAGCACCAGAAGCUCGUGGUCAGUAAACAGAAUCCGUUCCCUCCUCUCUCCUCCAUCUCCUAGACUACGUUACCCACAAUCCCCUCUGGCUGUGAUGCUCUAUUUUUGUUUUGUACUGUAAAAACGUGUUGAAUAAAACAGAUGCUGGUUUCUA